This is a messenger RNA of Rhinolophus ferrumequinum (greater horseshoe bat), 2336 nucleotides long. RefSeq names its product PDZ binding kinase (gene PBK). Lineage: Eukaryota; Metazoa; Chordata; Mammalia; Chiroptera; Rhinolophidae. The coding region runs from base 103 to 1077 and encodes 324 amino acids. The record is from RefSeq and is a predicted model, not a curated record. Gene Ontology annotation, molecular function: ATP binding; protein serine/threonine kinase activity. The transcript has 8 exons. Gene Ontology annotation, biological process: protein phosphorylation.
UCAAGACGGCCUUGGCCUGGACCUCUUGUCAUCGCCGUCUUUUCCUACCCGGAGUGUGUGUCCGCCGCGUCGAACGGCUCAGGACCUAGAGUGAUUAUUACAAUGGAAGAAAUCAGUAAUUUCAAGACACCAAGCAAAUUAUCUGAAAAAAGGAAAUCUGCAUUAUGUUCAACUCCAUAUAUAAAUAUACCUUCCUCUCCGUUUAUGCAGAAACUUGGCUUUGGCACAGGGGUAAAUGUCUAUCUUAUGAAAAGAUCUCCAAGAGGCUUGUCUCAUUCUCCUUGGGCUGUGAAAAAGAUUAAUACUAAAUGUAAUGGUUAUUAUCAAAGUAUGUAUCAAAAGAGACUAACUGAUGAAGCUAAGAUUUUGAAAAGCCUUCAUCAUCCAAACAUUGUAGGUUAUCGUGCUUUCGCUGAAGCCAAUGAUGGUAGUCUUUGUCUUGCUAUGGAAUACGGGGGUGAAAAGUCCCUAAAUGACUUAAUAGAAGAACGAAAUAAAGACAGCCAGGGUCCUUUUCCAGCAUCCAUAAUUUUAAAAGUUGCUUUGAAUGUGGCAAGAGGGUUAAAGUAUCUACACCAAGAAAAGAAGCUGCUUCAUGGAGAUAUAAAGUCUUCAAAUGUUGUAAUCAAAGGUGAUUUUGAAACAAUUAAAAUCUGUGAUGUAGGGGUUUCUCUACCAUUGGAUGAAAAUAUGACUGUGACCGACCCUGAGGCCUGGUAUAUUGGCACUGAGCCUUGGAAACCCAAAGAAGCUUUGGAGGAGAAGGGCGUUAUUACUGAUAAGGCAGACAUAUUUGCCUUUGGCCUUACUCUGUGGGAAAUGAUGACUUUAUGUAUCCCACACAUUGUUCUUCCAGAUGAUGAUGAUGAUGAUGAAGAUAAAACUUUUGAUGACAGUGACUUUGAUGACGAAGCGUACUACGCAGCAUUGGGAACCAGGCCGCCUAUUAACAUGGAAGAACUGGAUGAAACGUACCAGCAAGUGAUUGAACUCUUCUCUCUGUGCACUAAUGAAAAUCCUAAAGAUCGUCCUUCCGCUGGGCACAUUGUUGAAGCUUUGGAAGCAGAUGUCCAGUGAUCACCUCAGUCAUGGUGACCUGAGCUUCCAGUACGGUUCACGUACAUACUUGUUCUGUUUACUGUAAUACAUUGGUUACUAUGAGCAUCUGUAAUUAGACUUUUUGGCCCAUUUUAGGACAAUAGCACCUUGUUAACAUUUGAAUAACGAUUUCUAUUAUAAAGGUAUUUCAUGUAAACUUAUGUAUACGUUUGAGAGCAUAGUGGGUUUUCUGUGAAGUUUAGGAAACUUAAGUUUAAGAAACAAGUAUUUGAAUUUAUUCAUACAGAUUUGAAACACUAGCAAUAAAAUGCUGUAGACUUAUGUCUAACCUACUAAUUUGGGUAGUUAACCAUUUUAAUUAUCUUAAAUAUUCUCAAUUUUAAUGGGUCUGUUGAAAUUAGUACUUUGUGCAAUAGAAAAUAAGUCUACCUUUGCUUGUCUUUUAUAACAUUAAACUUUUUGCUGGCCUUUCAUCAUUGAUGUGCUUACUAAAUAUGGUCACUAGAAGCUGAGAGAAUAUGGCAAAAGAGUAACUCCUUGGGUAUUUCCAAACAUUUUUGGUUAAGGCUUGUCUUGCUCUCUUGGCUCUCCCCAGAUCUUUGGGUUUUGCUUUUCAUUUAUUAAAUGUAUUUUUCUCUACUGAGAUCCUUUUUUUAAAUUUAAUCUAUAUUUUAAACUUGUCACAGUUCUGGUGUAAAAAUAAUAAAACUAAUAGAAUGAUAUAGAAUAAAGGACAUUUUAGUUACCAGAAAGUGUAUUCUCUUAUACUCCACUGAUUUGAGUAUUGUCAUUAAACUUACUGAGUGAAUGUGAGUAGAUUUCUUUCUCUUGUCCUUAUUAUUCUAAUCUGUAAAAUGAGGGUGAUUUAGAUAAGAGGUUUCUAUCUGUGAGCCACAGCCCCCUGGGAAUUUUCAGUUAUUGUGCUUGUGAAUCUAGGUGGUAUGCUCAGACUUGAGUGUAAAAAAGUUUUAAAAUUCCUGUCACAUGGGGGAUCUUAGAUUAGGAACCACUGCGCUUUAAACAAUAUUAAAAUGCACUGGAGGGUUCCUUUUGUUUGCGAUUGUACCAAGCGAUGGUACACAUGAGCAUAUCUUCUAUCAAAAUAUUUAAGUUACUAAAGUAACUUUAAAGAAAGUAAACUGAAAGCUGACCUAAUUUAUGGAAAAAUCUUAUGUAUGAUUUUGCAUCAUAUUAUUUUCACUGUGAUUUAUGUGUUGUGUCAUUCUUAUUAGGUCUGCCAAGCUACAAAGCAGUUUUUCUCUUAACCCAUUAUCAUA